CGUCCGAGCGAGUCUCGGAUUUGUGGCUCAAAGUUGCUCCGGUCUGAGGAUGUUGUGCGCGCCGCCGCCGCUGCUGCUGCUGCUGCUGCUGCCCGCUCUGGCCUGUGUUGCCCAAGGGCAGCUCGGCAGGGAGCGAGUCUACUACGUUGGUAUCACGGAGGAGCGGUGGGACUACGCUCCGAGCGGAAAGAACCUGCUGACCUCCGUCGACAUCGACGAUGAUGAAAACGCCGCUGAGUUUCUCCAGAACGGACCGGCGCGGAUCGGCCGCGUGUACAUGAAGGCCAUGUACCGAGAGUUCACGGACGGCACCUUCAGAACCCGAGCGCCUCGACCCGCCUGGCUGGGCUACCUGGGUCCAGUGCUGAGAGCCGAGGUGGAUGAUGUCAUCGUGGUCCACGUGAAGAACUUUGCCUCCAGGAACUACUCCGUGCACCCCCACGGAGUCUUCUACGAGAAGAACAGUGAAGGAGCUCUGUAUCCCGAUGGGACCCCAAAAGAACUCAAGCAGGACGACUCGGUUCCGCCGGGAGGGACGUACACCUACCGCUGGGAGGUGCGGCCGGAGUUCGCCCCCACAGGGGACGACGACAACUGCCUGACCUGGGUGUACCACUCUCACCUGGACGCCCCGCGGGACAUCGCCUCCGGCCUCAUCGGGGCGCUGCUCACCUGCAAGAAAGGAGUCUUGCGACGAGCCGGCGAGCAAGCGUCCGUGCUGCCGGGCCGCGUCACCGAGUCGGGACGGACGGACGUGGACCAGGACGUCUUCCUGAUGUUCAGCGUGGUGGAUGAGAACGCCAGCUGGUACCUGGAGGAGAACAUCCAGGGCUGCACUGAUCCCGCCAGCGUGGACCGAGAGGACCCGGAUUUUCAGGAGUCAAACCUCAUGCAUGCUAUCAACGGCUACGUGUUUGGAAACCUGCCAGACAUCGCGCUGUGCCAGGACCGGCCCGUGGCCUGGCACCUGUUUGGGAUGGGCAACGAGGUGGACAUCCACUCGGCCUUCUUCCACGGACACACGCUUCUGGACCGCGGCCACCGCACCGACGUCCUCAGCCUCUUCCCAGCCACCUUCGCCACGGCCCAGAUGAUUCCCAGGAAGAGCGGAAAGUGGCUGUUAACCUGCCAAGUUAAUGACCAUCUGAAAGCUGGGAUGCAGGCCUUUUAUCAGGUGCAGUCCUGCGAUAAGAAGUCCACCUCCACAUCAUCAGGCGGAACAGUGAGGAGUUAUUACCUGGCAGCUGAGAAGCUGCUGUGGGACUAUGCUCCGUCUGGAAAAGACCUUAUCAGAAACGGCUCUCUCACUGAACCCGGAAGCGCCUCCGAGGUGUUUUUCAGCUCUGACGGAGGCAAGAUCGGCGGCCGCUACCAUAAAGUGGUGUACCGGGAGUACACAGACCAGAGUUUCAGCUCGCCCAAGGCACCGGCGCCGGAGCACCUGGGACUAUUAGGUCCGGUGCUGAGGGCCGAAGAGGGCGACACGGUGAGCGUGACCUUCCGGAACAAGGCGGACCGGAACUACAGCGUCCAGCCUCACGGCCUGCACUACGACAAGCGCUUCCAGGGCAGCAGCUACCACGACGGCGCAGACAAGCCCGGCUCCCACGUGGCUCCGGGCCAAACCUUCACCUACACCUGGCAGGUCCUGGAAGGUCCGUCCUCAUCGGACCCCCCCUGUAUCCCCUACCUGUACUACUCUGCCACCCAGUCCGAUAUGGACACCAACUCGGGGCUGAUUGGACCUCUGCUGGUCUGCAAGAGAGGAGUGCUGGCCAAGAGCGGACGAGAGGAGGGUGUGGACCGAGAGUUCUUCCUGCUCUUCUCUGUCAUGGACGAAAACCAGAGCUGGUAUCUGGACGAGAACAUGGAGGCCUUCGGGGGGAACGAUUCAGAUGCCGACUUUGAGGAGAGCAACAAGAUGCACGCCGUGAACGGACGGAUGUACGGAAACCUGCCCGGGCUGGACAUGUGCGUCGACGACAACGUCAGGUGGUACGUCUUCGGGCUCGGCACCGAGACGGACAUCCACGGGGUGCACUUCGAGGGCAACACCUUCACCCGCCAGAGCACCACCCGGGACACGGUCAACGUCUUCCCACACACCAGCGCCGCCGUCGCCAUGCGGCCCAGGAACCGCGGGCUCUUCCAGGUGAGCUGCAGAGUCACUGACCACUUCUCCGGCGGCAUGAGGCACCAGUACCGAGUGCGGCGCUGCUCCGAGGCUCGGCCCAGGAGCCGUCCGCCUCCCACUCGGACCGUGGAGUACUUCAUCAGUGCGGAGGAGGUGGAGUGGGACUACUCGCCGAGCCGAGGGUGGGAGCUGGAGAAACUCCACGCCACGCUGCAGGACAGUCCAGGAAACGUGUUCCUGGCUCAGGGGCGGAACAGGAUCGGCUCGCGCUACAAGAAGGCCGUCUUCCGGGAAUACUCGGACAAGGACUUCACGGUGAAGAAGGAGCGGCCGGCGAGCCAGCGCCACCUGGGGAUCAUGGGUCCCAUGAUCAAAGCCGAGGUCGGGGAGCGGAUCCAGAUCACCUUCAGGAACAAGGCCAGUCGGCCGUUUUCCAUCGCGGCGCACGGCGUUGUCAACGACGCCGCUCACAUCCCAGUCGAACCAGGGAAGUUGAUAGAGCUGACGUGGGACGUGCCCCCGAGCUCUGGUCCCGGCCCGUCUGACCCUAACUGCAUCUCCUACGCCUACUUCUCCGACGUGGACUUCAUCAAGGACCUGUACAGCGGGCUGGUGGGGCCUCUGCUGGUCUGCAGGCCCGGCACGCUGCGCGGCAGCGGCUCGGACCGGAGGCGGCACGACGUGGACCAGGAGUUCGCGCUUCUCUUCAUGGUCCUUGAUGAGAACCAGUCCUGGUACCUGGACGAGAACGUUAGGACCUACAUUGGUCGUGAAGACUUCGAGCGGGACGAGGAGUUCGAGGAGAGCAACAUGAUGCACGGCAUCAACGGCUGGCUGUACGGGAACCUGCGAGGGCUGGAGAUGACUCAGGGUCAGACGGUCAACUGGUACCUGCUGGGCAUGGGCAACGAGGUGGACAUGCACACGGUCCACUUCCACGCAGAGACCUUCACCUACAAGACGGACCGCGUCCACCGAGCCGACGUCUUCGACCUCUUCCCCGGGACCUUCCAGACGGUGGAGAUGGUGGCUGGAACCCCCGGCACCUGGCUGCUGCACUGCCACGUGACCGACCACAUCCACGCCGGCAUGGAGACCACCUUCACCAUCAAAGCUGCAAACAGCUCCACGCCAGCUUUGAGGAGUGGGUCGAGUGAGAUGCUGCUGCUGCUGCUGCUGCUGCUCUGCUGCCUCCUCUGACCGCCGCCGUCGUCGCCGCUCUCACGAACACUGUACUUAGCUGUGGUAGCCUGCGUUGGAGCCUCGUCGUGGCGCCCUCGGACGGACGGACACUCCCGAUCCGUGUCAUGUGUCUGCUCCUGCUAUGUUGCACUUUCUCCGUCAGGUGGCGCCAAACCCAAGUUACUGCCGUGCAACACAAACUUGUUGUUGACCUGAAGGUGAAUAUCGUGUCUUUGUCUGCUCAAUGAUUGAAAUAAAGUUGAUGUGUGGA
Synchiropus splendidus (mandarinfish) is the source of this 3587-nucleotide messenger RNA. It is a transcript of the gene hephl1b, whose product is annotated as hephaestin-like 1b. The record is from RefSeq and is a predicted model, not a curated record. Gene Ontology annotation, cellular component: plasma membrane. Gene Ontology annotation, biological process: iron ion transport. Gene Ontology annotation, molecular function: copper ion binding; ferroxidase activity. The transcript is spliced from 20 exons. Lineage: Eukaryota; Metazoa; Chordata; Actinopteri; Syngnathiformes; Callionymidae. Bases 50 to 3334 code for a protein of 1094 amino acids.